AUGAUAUCCCUUGCUAUCUUCGACUUCGACGGUACUCUCUUCGAUACACAUGAAUCGAUUUCCAAAACUAUUAAACUCACCUUCGACGCCCUCCUUCCUAAUCAGACCCCACCAGAAGAUGAGAUCUACCGGCUAAUCGCCAGUGGUGCCGGUUUGGCCGACACCUUCAAAGCCCUACAUCCCUCGCCCGCCCAAUUCAUGCCAACCGACGAAGAGGAGUGGAUCGAAAAAUAUCGCUCCCUAUACUCAACUUACGGCCAAUCACAGAUCAAGGCCUUUCCAGGCGCCAAAGACCUUUUGACCGAGCUGAACGCCCGCAAGGUCCCUAUCGCUAUCGUGAGCAACAAGGGGGUCGCGGCCGUGAAAACCGCUCUGGAACGGAAUGGUCUCGCUGGCUGUGUGCCCGAAGAUUUAAUCAUUGGCGACAAGACCCCUGGAGCCAAGCGCAAACCAGAUCCUGCCAGCUUCGUGGAUGUUCUGGCCCCCAUCUUGCGGGGAAGAUACGGGGCGGGGCAGAUUGAGCCGGGCACUGUGCUAGUCGUCGGUGAUACGGUGGCAGAUAUUCAAUUUGCAAGGAAUAUCGGGAGUAAAGUCUGCUGGUGUCGGUAUGGUUAUGGUAAUCAGGAGGCUUGCCAGGACUUGAAGGCGGAUUUCGUGGUCAAUUCAUUGAUGGAAGUUGUCGACAUUGCUAAGGCAUGA
Molecule: messenger RNA, 699 nt
Organism: Penicillium nucicola
Lineage: Eukaryota; Fungi; Ascomycota; Eurotiomycetes; Eurotiales; Aspergillaceae
Product: HAD family hydrolase
Exons: 1
Coding region: 1-699 (232 amino acids)
Biological process (GO): dephosphorylation; DNA repair
Molecular function (GO): phosphoglycolate phosphatase activity
Source: RefSeq, a predicted model, not a curated record